UCGUCGUUUCGCAACUCUCUCGGGCUCUCGCCUUCCAGUGAUCUGAGGCGGAAGCCUGCCGAUGAGCUCGCCCGGCGAAGCGAGCGCCCCGUCCGCUCCGGCGAGCGGCGGCGGCGCCUUCGCGGAGAGGGCCUCCGAGAAGGUCCUAUCUCGCUACCGGGCUCUGCCGAAGAAAGGGAAGCCUCAGGGGCGCGAGGUCACCGGCCUCGCCGCCUUCCCCUCCUCCUCUCCUUCUCGAGAACUGGAAGUGGUUUCGCUCGGAACGGGGACGAAGUGCAUCGGGCGUUCUUUGCGGAGCCUCCAUGGCGACGUCGUGAACGAUUCUCAUGCUGAAAUCAUCGCGCGGAGAGCUCUGAUGAGGUACUUGUAUGCUGAGAUCCAACGACUUAAAAUGUCUUACGGUAAUGAUGGAAAAGACCAUGGAAGCAAUCCAUUUCAAUGUGACGGCGAUGUUUGUGAUCGUAGAUCCCCGCUUGAGCCGAUCCUAGAAGGCCACGGCGAGGGGAAGUACAGAAUGAGGGUGGGUUGGCAAUUACAUCUGUACAUAUCGCAGUUGCCAUGUGGAGUCGCUUCUACCCCCUCCCUGUUGCCUCAUAAAAUAUCUGCAAUGAUAGAAGAAGAGGAAGUCGAGGUACCAUCAAAGGUGAAAGACACAGAAGGAGGGGUUUCAGUGGAUACAUUGAGGAAACAUGGAGAUGACUUACCAAUCAUUGCCUCUAUUCGGAGAAAGCCUGGAUGUGGUGAUACUACAUUGUCAGUCUCUUGCUCAGAUAAGAUAGCAAGAUGGAACAUUGUUGGUGUUCAAGGUUCUUUGCUUUCCUACUUCCUCGAACUAGUUUACCUGUCUUCUUUGAUAGUUGGACGGUCUCCAGAUAAUCCUGAAGACAUGUUGGUGCAGAAUAAGCCGCAGCAUGCUCUAUAUGAAAGAACAUCAUGCUUUCCACAAGAGCAAUUAAGUCCCUCUCGAUUGAACAAGCAGCCAUUGUUCUUGGUCGGCCCAAUGCCUCCAUUGGAAUUCCAGCAUUGUGAGAGUGCUGCUACAACUCUAACAUGUGGGUAUUCAUUAUGUUGGAACAAGUCUGGGUUGCAUGAGGUUAAUCUUGGAACCGCGGGAAGGAAACAAGGUACCUCUGCCAAAGGGGCACGCUAUCCAUCUAGUGAGUCAUCUCUGUGCAAGCGGUGGUUAUUGGAGAUUUUCUUGUCACUCAAGCAUGAGAGUGCAGCCAACGAGCCAUGCAAGGAGACUCCUCAUCGAGAAUACAAGUCUUACAGGUUUAGCUUCGAUGGCUUUGAAAGAUACACCCCCUUUUAUCAAUUGGCAGUUGAAACCUCUCAAUCAUGACUUACUCUACUAAAGGUUAUUCUUUUUCUCGCUAUAUUGAAAUAGAAAGAAUACAGAAAGAUCUGUUGGUGAA
Molecule: messenger RNA, 1415 nt
Organism: Syzygium oleosum
Lineage: Eukaryota; Viridiplantae; Streptophyta; Magnoliopsida; Myrtales; Myrtaceae
Product: tRNA-specific adenosine deaminase TAD1-like
Exons: 11
Coding region: 62-1342 (426 amino acids)
Biological process (GO): adenosine to inosine editing; RNA processing
Cellular component (GO): nucleolus; cytoplasm
Molecular function (GO): double-stranded RNA adenosine deaminase activity; tRNA-specific adenosine deaminase activity; double-stranded RNA binding
Source: RefSeq, a predicted model, not a curated record